AUGGAGGAUUUUGCUAUAAAGGAGACCACCCCCAACAUUCCUGCCGCGAAUGGUUCCAUGCUGCCUGGAACUGCAUUGGAUAUAGUCGAACAAAUGGACUUUUUGUUUGUCAAGGUUUUCAAUGCAAGAGGUUUUAUAGCAUUUGAUGGUCCAUACAUUGCUAAUCCUCAAGUGGUGGUGAAUCCCUAUGUGGUAGUGAAGGUUGGGAGAUACAAGGUUGCCACCAAAUAUCUCAAGUCAAGCUUAGACUGUGCUGAAACUUUUGCCUUCAAGGAAGAACAAAUUAACAGUGAUGAAGAAAUUGAGAUCCUUCUGAAGGAUGGGGCUGCCAUCACCAUUGGGAAAUUUUCUUUGUUGAUCUCCGAUGCUAUUCGGCGGGAUUCAGUUGGUACUUCAUAUGCACCUUGUUGGUAUGUGUUAAAGGAUAGAAACAAUAGGAAUACAAAUAUGGAGGUUAAUCUAACCUACUGGAUGGGGACUCAAGCCGAUGCAGAAUUUGCUAGUUCUUGGCAUUCGGAUUCAGCUGUUGAUAUGUGUUGCAUUCCUUUUACCCGUUCAAGACAAUACCAUUCACCAAUUCUUUGUUAUCUUAGAGUUAGUGUGAAUGAAGCAGUGCUUAGAGGUAACAAUGGGAAUGGCGCAAAAAUUUAUGUGAAGGCCACACUUGGAGAUGUCGCCAAGAAAACUAAGGUGUCAAAUAAGGUGAAUCCUAAGUGGGAUGAGAUUAUUCUAUUUGUUGUGGCUGAGCCCUUGGAUGGAUCAUUAGUUUUGACAGUAAAGGUGCAACCUAAUGGGGAGAGAAGUGUAAUUAUUGGGAGGUGCACAGUUCCCCUAGAAAAUGUGCAGAAGAGAGAGGAUGACACACCUAUUGUUAGUGAUUGGUAUAAUCUUGUGGGGCCUGAAGGAAUGGUUGGGAAGUUUCAUAUGGGGAUCUCCUUGGAGGGUGGAUGUCACGUUUUUGAUGAGUCGAUCCAUUACAGCAGUGAUUUCAGGCCAACUGCAAAUUCAGGGAUACCUAGUAUUGGGGUUUUACAUUUGGGAAUCUUGAAUGCGGCUGGUUUGCGGGUAAUGAAGCUGAUAGAGAAUCGAACAGAUGCUUAUUGUGUGGCUAAAUACGGGUCAAGGUGGGUGCGUACAAGGACGAUUCUUGACAGUGUUGCUCCACAGUGGAAUGAGCAAUUUAGUUGGCUUGUCUAUGAACUAUAUACUGUCCUUUGCAUUGCAGUGUUUGAUAAUUGUCACUUGCAUGGAGGACCUGAGGCACUUCAUCAACAGAUUGGGAAGAUAAGGAUUCGGCUAUCUACCUUGGAAGUGAAUCAUGUUUAUACAUUUUCUUAUCCACUUGCAGUCACACGAUAUUCUAAGGUAAAGAAGAUGGGUGAAAUUCAGUUGGCAGUGAGGCUUUCUUCUUCUACAUCUCUUAUUAAUAGGCUUCGUACAUAUUCACAACCCUUACUUCCCAAGAUGCAGUGCUCUAGUACGUUGUCUGAAUUCAAGCUAGAUAAAUUGAAGAAUGAAGCAGCUUCUUUGAUUGUGUUGAGCUUGACCCGUGAUGAGCCACCAUUAAGAAAAGAGGUCAUUAGCUAUAUGCUAGAUGUCAGUGUAGAAACAUGGAGCCUACAAAAAGCCAUAGCCAAUUAUGAUAGGGUCAGAAUGGUUGUCAUCAGUUUUCUUGAUUGGUUUGAGAAUAUACGCAAUUGGAGAUUUACAAUGAUUUUUGUUUAUGCCAGUCUGCUACUUGCGAUUCUCUUUCCAAAUAUGCUAUUACCUAUCAUAUUUUUAGGCCUUGUUGGGGCUUGGCUUUGGCGAUACAGAAAGAGGCCAAGACUUCCUCCUGAUGUGCAUAUCAAAUUGACUGGCAUAGUUAUUAACAGUAGAUACGAUCAACUGAGGGUCAUUGGGAGGAUGCAGACAGCUCUUGGUGAAUUGGCAACUCUAGGGGAAAGGGUGGAGUCUUUGUUGAGCUGGCGGGAUGGUCUAGGUUCAUCCGUGUUUUUUGUGGUGUUUGUAUUCUUAUGUGUGGCUGCAUUUUGCAUAACAUAUGCCAUUGGUUGCCGGUGGUUUAUGGUCUUUCUUAUGGUGCUUCUUGUGGUAAGGCUCCCAAUACACCGUAUUAUUUCCAUUUCAUAUCUGAAGAACUUUUUGGAUAGGAUGCCUACAAGAACCGAUAGCAUGUUUUGAGAUUGGGAAUAUUGCUGAACUCUAGGAAGCUAUUAGCCUCUCUGAAUUCUGAUGUCCCUUGGAUUUUAUUUGUUUUUACUCUAGUACAGGGGCAUUUUUCUUUUAUAAACUAAAGAGUGCCUUACCAGCAAGCUUUUUAUAUGUUGUGACAAUGGGAGCAGAGCUGAAGCUGGAA
Messenger RNA from Quercus robur (English oak), 2356 nucleotides. RefSeq names its product FT-interacting protein 3-like. The transcript has a single exon. The coding region runs from base 1 to 2181 and encodes 726 amino acids. NCBI's taxonomy places the organism in Eukaryota, Viridiplantae, Streptophyta, Magnoliopsida, Fagales, Fagaceae. The record is from RefSeq and is a predicted model, not a curated record.